AUGGUGUAUGUCUUAUUGCCAGUCCAGUCCAAACCUACAAAUCAGAUGACGAGGAUUCAGGUAAGGCUUGAGGUUAUUAUCAUUAGGACUGGAUUAAAAAGAGGGAGAGGAGGUGGGCGGGGUGGUGAAGUUGAUAGAGACAAGGAGAGAUUUCUCUUGUCCAGGGGACACUCCAAAUUUACUUUUCAAGCGGUGGUUUUCAGCCGCUGAUAAACGAUUAACCCGAAAGCGUUGUCCAACUCGAUUUAUUGGUACAAAGCUCAAACUUGGGUUAAUAAACCGAAAUCGCGAUAUAAUUAAAUAUGAUAUAAUAAUAAUAAAAUAAAAUAAAAACUAUAAAACUAUAAAGCCAAUUUAGAAAAAUUAAAAUUAACUAAAUAACAAAAAAACUGAAGGUGAAUAAACUGACGACUCGACCGAAUUCACAAAAAGUGACUGAAGAACUGAAGGAUAGACGGAAUCGGCGUCUCCUGACACAUUCCUUUGUCUGUUGUAAAGUGAACAGUUCUUUUGGCCGCGUCUUCCGCGGACAUCUCUUGCCCUCAUAGAGCUAUCUUUUAUAUAUACGUUAAUAUAAAAUGUAAACCUAAUUUUUAUUUCAAUUUUCGUCAUAAUAAGGGAGUUAUAGCGACAUAUCAAUUACUGUAGUGUAAAAGUAAAAACCGGAACUAAAUUCAAAUGCUAAUUCUACUCGACCAAAAUAGCUAUUACUGUUAUUAGUAAUUUACCGUGCUACUUCUAAAUUACAGUUUUGUUAAGAAUGCAGGUAACAGUAAGUAAUGUCAUUUUGACUACGUGACACUUUCAUACGUAGUGUUUGUGAGCAUUACUGUACUAUUAACAUUGAUGACAAAUGAGUUUAAUAGAAUGAUUUUAAUAUCUUAUGAUAGUUAUUAAUAGAACAACCUCAUUAAUUUUAAAUCAAACACUAUUAGAGACUGGAACAGAUAUAAAGAUAGCUUAGCGUACGUGCUAUAUUAAGGAUUGAUUUUGUUAUGUCAUCGUAAGGUUUAGAAAGCGAUGUCAUUCUCAUAAAUUUACAUUUUUUGGCAUCACAAACAGGAUGUGACACGACGUUUCAUUCAUAAAACAUGAGCAGCCAGCUUGCAAAAUUCUUACUGUAAUUUAAUCUUAAUUUUACAAAAUCUUUGAAUUUUGUAGUUUCAAAUUGUUACAGUAGAGUGAUUGUACUGUACUGUUUAGUCAUAGUAUGUCUGCUCAUACACUAUGUAUGCUAUAUAGUCAAAUUUUGGAGAUAUAUUGAGCCCUAAGGGGAAUCCUCUGCUGGCGAAUGUAGGGAAGGGUAAAUCCAUAAAAAAAUUACAGUAAUCUUCUUUCAGGAAGUGUUCCGAACUUUAAUGGGUCGCAAGCCAAUGAUGCUAGCUAGUCGAGGCAAGAAGUCAGGCUUCCAGAAUCCGUCUUCAGAAGAAGACGAGUACAAUAUGAGGGUGUUCUGGCUUCUGAAUCAGAUGAAUCUGAUCCAGCCUGAAGACAAGAAGUAA
Molecule: messenger RNA, 1502 nt
Organism: Bursaphelenchus okinawaensis
Lineage: Eukaryota; Metazoa; Nematoda; Chromadorea; Rhabditida; Aphelenchoididae
Source: the annotation of a GenBank genome assembly